AUGGCUCCUGCUCCAACUUCUAUUGCGGCUGCUAACGGCGCGAAUGCUUCACCUGUGAAGGCUUCAUCGAGGAUUCAACAUGAUCCGCAAGUUGUGCAAUAUCCAACGUUUCCCGCCGAGCCGCUGACUACGCCAGAGCAGUUCUACGCACGUGCAGAGCAAGUUGCCGACCUACUCCACCAAGACGAGGCGAUCCGCGACCGUGGAAAUGUCGUGCCGUAUCGCCAAGUGCAGCUCUUGAAGGAUGCUGGUCUCGUCACCCUCCUCGGACCCCAGGAAUCUGGCGGCGGAGGCCAGACGUGGAAGGAAGGAUACCAGGUCAUCCGACUCCUUGCUCGCGGUGAUGGCAGCAUUGCGCAGAUCUACGGCUACCAUUUGCUCUGGUUCUGGGCUUUCGCGCUCGUCGGCACCGACGAGCAGAGAAAGAAGUGGGAGCAAUUACUCACCGCAAGAAAAGCUUUCCUCGGAGGCGCCGUCAACCCUCGCGAUGCAGACUUGUUCGUCUCGGAGCACCCGUCUGACCCAACUAAGCUGGUAUUUGAUGGUCGCAAGACGUUCUCGACUGGCAGCAAGAUCUCCGAUUACACAAUUCUCGAAGGCGCUACGAAGGAGGGCGGCCACAUCUUUGCUGCUGUGCCGAGCAAGCAGCCUGGCAUCGUUUACGGAGACGACUGGGUCGACACGCUAGGCAUGCGAGGCACCCAGUCGGGUAGCAUCGAGAUCAAGAAAGUCGAGGUGCCGUGGGAAGAUGCGCUUGGCUUUGUCAACAAAGAAUUCCAGCCACUCGGCCCCUACAAAACGCUCAACCUGCCCACAAUACAGUUGGUCUUCACUGCCUUUUAUCUCGGUAUCACUGAGGGCGCGCUCGCCCGCGGCCUCGAGUACACCCGCAAGAACACCCGCGCGUGGCCUUACGUCCCCGAGGCAAACCGCGUUUCUCGCGGCACGGAUGAAUUCUACAUCCAAAGCGACUACGGGACGCUGCAGAGCAAGGUCUGGGCCUCUGCCGCUCUCAUCGAGCAGGUGAUCGACUUGGGUGCUUCGAUCCUGCACAGCGACCGCCGCUCCGUCACGGCUGAGCAGCGCGGCGAGUUUGCCGUCCGCGUCGCGGCGUCCAAAGUCGGCAUCGUUGACACGGGCCUCGAGGUGACAUCCAAAGUCUACGAGCUACAGGGCGCCCGAUCCAUCGCGGCCAAGUACGGAUUCGAUUUGGCGUGGAGAGAUCUGCGCACACACUCGCUGCACGACCCCAUCGCGCACAAGAGAGCAGAGGUGGGCAGGUACGCGCUGCAUGGCCAACCGGAGGGCCACAGUACGCCAACCUGGUACACGUAG
This is a messenger RNA of Tilletiaria anomala UBC 951, 1335 nucleotides long. Its product is annotated as acyl-CoA dehydrogenase NM domain-like protein. Gene Ontology annotation, molecular function: flavin adenine dinucleotide binding; 3-methylbutanoyl-CoA dehydrogenase activity. Gene Ontology annotation, biological process: L-leucine catabolic process. Bases 1 to 1335 code for a protein of 444 amino acids. The record is from RefSeq and is a predicted model, not a curated record. The transcript is spliced from 2 exons. Lineage: Eukaryota; Fungi; Basidiomycota; Exobasidiomycetes; Georgefischeriales; Tilletiariaceae.